AUGGCCGCUUCAGCACAACAUGCAUCUAAGUUCAAUCGGUUUUUAAACUCCGAAACCGGGCCGAAAACCGUACAUUUCUGGGCUCCAGUGUUGAAAUGGGCCCUUGUGGUAGCUGGUAUUAAUGAUUUACAAAGACCAGUAGAGAAGAUCUCUGGUACCCAACAAAUAGCAUUGUUUUGCACCGGUGUGAUCUGGACCCGUUGGGCCGGGUUCGUUAUCAAACCCCGGAACAUGUUAUUGGCCAGUGUCAACUUCUUCUUGGGUGGUGUGGCCGGUUACCAGUUGGUUCGUAUCGUCAACUAUAGAAAGGCUGAGGGGGACUCUCCAGCCCAAGUAUUCCGUUAUAUCUUCAAUGGUUCAGAAGAGAAGGCUAUUCAAAACCAACAAGCAAAGACCGAGUAG
Lizanozyma spartinae is the source of this 402-nucleotide messenger RNA. RefSeq names its product mitochondrial pyruvate carrier (gene MPC3). Bases 1 to 402 code for a protein of 133 amino acids. Gene Ontology annotation, molecular function: pyruvate transmembrane transporter activity. Gene Ontology annotation, biological process: pyruvate import into mitochondria. The transcript has a single exon. The record is from RefSeq and is a predicted model, not a curated record. Lineage: Eukaryota; Fungi; Ascomycota; Pichiomycetes; Serinales; Debaryomycetaceae. Gene Ontology annotation, cellular component: mitochondrial inner membrane.